Messenger RNA from Octodon degus (degu), 2332 nucleotides. RefSeq names its product radial spoke head 6 homolog A (gene Rsph6a). Bases 44 to 2209 code for a protein of 721 amino acids. The record is from RefSeq and is a predicted model, not a curated record. Gene Ontology annotation, cellular component: axoneme; radial spoke. Gene Ontology annotation, biological process: axoneme assembly; cilium movement involved in cell motility; cilium assembly. NCBI's taxonomy places the organism in Eukaryota, Metazoa, Chordata, Mammalia, Rodentia, Octodontidae. The transcript is spliced from 6 exons.
GCAAGAAAGUCCUCCUAGAAGGCUGUGUCCCCCCUUUUGAGCCAUGGGGGAUCCCUCCGAGCCCCCUUCCGGGCAGUACCCCAACCGCAGGAGUUUCCAGGCCUCAGAGCAGCGGCACAGUCUGGAAGCCUCUCAGCCGCAGGCUGCUGUCCCAGAAGGGGCCCCGCAGAUGCUGCCUGCGCAGCAGCGGGGCAGUCAGGGCAUCCCCAGCAUGCGCUGGUCCGAGGGGGCCAGCCUGCCGGAACAGGAGGACUGGUUGAUGUCCCAGACCUUCCAAGCUACGGGGACCCCCAUCGCCCACACAGAACACCCCAGCUUUCCCUUGGGGUUCCAGACCCAAGCUUACCUGGAGGACGGCAGGACCCUGGCUGGCAGGACCCUGGCCGGCGAAUACACCACCAACCUGAUGCUGCAGCAGCUGCAGCAGGGCCAAGGUGGACUCCUCCAGCAACUGGAGCCAGCCUACCAACCGGCAGGUGCCAGCUUCCUCAGCCAGUUCGACAGCUACCACAGAGAAAACCAGCCCUUCAAGCUGGGCACGCAGCACAGCUUCUACCCAAGGGACGACCCUGCGACCCCGACGUUCUCGCUCUCAGAGCAGGGCUUCCUGUACUACAGUCCUGAGGUGCCUGAGCCCCCACCGCGGGAGCUGGCGGUGCAGAAUGCCAAGGCCUACCUGCUGCAGACCAGUGUUGGCUCGGACCUCAGCCUGUACGAGCACCUGGUGAACCUUCUGACCAAGAUCCUGAACCAGCGGCCCGAGGACCCCUUGUCUAUCCUGGAGUCUAUGAACCGCACCACGCAGUGGGAGUGGUUCCACCGCAAGAUGGACACGCUACGGGAUGACCCCGAGAUGCAGUCCACCUACGAGAUGGCGGAGAAGCAGAGGGGGCUGUUCAUCCAGGGCGGCGGAGAUCGUGAGCAGGACAUGGAGGAGGAGGUGGCGGAGACCGCGGUGCCCAAUAUCAUGGAAACAGCCUUCCACCUGGAGCAGGCCGGCGUGGGGCUGAGCGUGGAGGAGAGCUUCCGCAUCUACCUGGCGCUGAAGCAGCUGGUGGAGCAGCAGCCGGUGCACACGUGCCGCUUCUGGGGCAAGAUCCUGGGGCUGCGCCGCAGCUACCUGGUGGCCGAGGUGGAGUUCCGCGAGGGCGAGGAGGAGGGCGAGGAGGAGGAGGGCGAGGAGCUGCUGGAGGGCGGCGACACGCUGGAGCAGCCGGGCGGCGAGGAGGAGGGCGAGGAGGACGAGGAGAAGGUGGCGGACGCCGUGCCCAAGCCGCAGUGGAAGCCGCCGCCCGUCGUGCCCAGGGAGAGCCGCGCGGGCACCAACAAGUACCUGUACUUCGUGUGCGCCGAGCCGGGCCGGCCGUGGACGCGGCUGCCGCCCGUGACGCCCGCGCAGAUCGUGUGCGCGCGCAAGAUCCGCAAGUUCUUCACGGGCCACCUGGACGCGCCCGUCGUCAGCUACCCGCCCUUCCCCGGCAACGAGGCCAACUACCUGCGCGCCCAGAUCGCGCGCAUCUCGGCCGCCACGCACAUCAGCCCGCUCGGCUUCUACCAGUUCAGCGAGGAGGAGGGCGAUGAGGAGGACGAGGGCGGCGCGGGCCGCGACUCCUUCGAGGAGAACGCCGACUUCGAGGGCAUCCCCGUGCUCGAGCUCGUCGACUCCCUGGCCAACUGGGUGCACCACACGCAGCACAUCCUGCCGCAGGGCCGCUGUACUUGGGUGAACCCUUUGCAGAAGUCAGACGAGGAGGAGGAGCUGGGGGAGGAGGAGGAGAAGGGCGACGAGGGCCCGGAUGAAGUGGAGCAGGAGAUCGGGCCCCCGCUACUGACCCCACUCUCAGAAGAUGCAGAAAUCAUGAACAUGUCGCCCUGGACCACCCGCGUGUCCUGCACCCUCUGCCCGCAGUACUCUGUCGCCGUGGUGCGCUCCAACCUGUGGCCGGGAGCCUACGCCUUCGCCAGUGGCAAAAAGUUUGAGAACCUCUACAUCGGCUGGGGUCACAAGUACAGCCCGGACAACUUUAACCCGGCCCUGCCAGCCCCCGUUCAGCAGGAGUACGCGAGCGGCCCAGAGAUCACCGAGAUGAGCGACCCCACGGUGGAGGAGGAGCAGGCCCUGCGCGCUGCCCAGGAGCAGGCCCUGGCGGCCGCCGAGGACGAAGAGGAGGACGAGGAGGAGGAGGAAGGCGAGGACCUGGAUGACUGAAGCCUGGCAUGCCCAUCCCCCAAGCACACACACAGUAGUUUUCCCUUCCGCGUAGAUAGUUCUGGCUUGUAGUGUUUCACUGUCCUUGCUUCCUGCUCCUGGGGUGCAGUAGUAUAUGACAAA